This is a messenger RNA of Scylla paramamosain (green mud crab), 3365 nucleotides long. RefSeq lists its product as uncharacterized. Gene Ontology annotation, molecular function: chitin binding. The coding region runs from base 222 to 2582 and encodes 786 amino acids. The record is from RefSeq and is a predicted model, not a curated record. The transcript is spliced from 3 exons. Gene Ontology annotation, cellular component: extracellular region. NCBI's taxonomy places the organism in Eukaryota, Metazoa, Arthropoda, Malacostraca, Decapoda, Portunidae.
UCCGCUUCAUUCGACCGACACCGCUUCGGAUCUUCCUUUAGCUUCUCCAUAGCUGCUUUAGUUCAGUUCCUUUACAGCUUGCUAUCUUCCCCUUAUCGCAAUCUUCGUCGGAUAGAGUCUCCUGCUCUCUAUUCUUAUCUCAAGGCGUAGCGGUAACUUGCUAGAGAAACGAAACAUAUUUUUAAGGUUUUGAAGCACCGGAGCUCCACGAAACCGACACCAUGAAGCUUAUGAGACACUUAGUAUUCGCCGCCCUGCUCGGCCUCAGCAUCGCCAGCAACCUUUCUUAUCUCCCACCUACCAACGGGUUCAACGGCAACGGCGCCAACGGAAACGGAAUUAAUGGGAAUGGAUACUCUAAUGGAAAUGGCGUCAACGGCAACGGCGUCAAUGGAAACGGUGUCAACGGCAAUGGUUACACCAAUGGUAACGGCGUUAACGGUAACGGAGUUAACGGCAUCGGUUACACCAACGGAAACGGAGUGAAUGGCAAUGGUUACACCAACGGCGUUAACGGUAACGGUUAUACUAAUGGCGUCAACGGCAAUGGAGUGAACGGGAACGGUUACACCAACGGCAACGGCGCUGUCAACGGCAACGGUUACACCAACGGCAACGGCGCUGUCAACGGCAAUGGGGCUGUCAACGGCAACGGUUACACCAACGGAGUUAACGGCAACGGGGCUGUGAAUGGCAAUGGGGCUGUCAACGGCAACGGUUACACCAACGGAAUCAACGGCAAUGGCGCUGUCAACGGAAAUGGUUACACCAACGGCAACGGCGCUGUCAACGGCAACGGGGCUGUCAACGGCAACGGUUACACCAACGGAGUUAACGGCAACAGUUACACCAACGGAGUCAACGGCAACGGGGCUGUCAACGGAGUCAACGGCAACGGGGCUGUCAACGGCAACGGUUACACCAACGGAGUUAACGGCAACGGGGGCUAUCAACGGCAACGGUUACACCAACGGAGUCAACGGCAACGGUUACACGGCAACGGAGCUGUCAACGGCAACGGUUACACCAACGGAGUCAACGGCAACGGGGCUGUCAACGGAGUCAACGGCAACGGGGCUGUCAACGGCAACGGUUACACCAACGGCAACGGUUAUACCAACGGAAUCAACGGUAACGGUGCUGUCAACGGCAACGGUUUUACCAACGGCAAUGGUGCUGUCAAUGGCAACGGUUACACCAAUGGCAAUGGCGCUGUCAACGGUAAUGGUUAUACCAACGGAGUCAACGGCAACGGCGCUGUCAACGGCAACGGUUACACCAACGGCAACGGUGCUGUCAACGGCAACGGCUACACCAACGGCGUCAAUGGCAACGGUGCUAUCAACGGGUACGGCGUGGACCCCAUCACCGCUCUCAGCAGUGCCAUCGGCGGCGGCGGCGUGGCUGGCGUCGACUACCCCAUCCUUGCUUCCGUGCCCGUCACCGCCUUCACCUGCGCUGGUCAGAUCCCCGGGUACUACGCCGACACCGCUCCCGAGGCUGGGUGCCAGGUGUUCCACAUCUGCCAAGCUGACGGCCGCCAGGACUCCUUCCUCUGCCCCAACGGCACCGUGUUCAACCAGCAGUACUUCGUGUGUGACUGGUGGUACAACUUCGACUGCUCCACCGCCGCCCAGUUCUACGGCCUCAACGCCAACAUCGGAGUCGUCACCGGCGCCAACGGAUAUGCCAACGGUGUUAACGGAAUUCUAAAUGGUAACGGACUCAACGGCAAUGGCUAUGCCAACGGCAACGGAGUGAAUGGAAACGGCUACACCAACGGCAACGGUGUCAACGGUAACGGCUAUACUAAUGGCGUCAACGGCAAUGGAGUGAACGGCAACGGCGCAGUUAACGGAAACGGUUACACCAACGGAGUUAACGGCAACGGGAACGGUUAUACCAACGGUAACGGCGCUGUCAACGGCAACGGAGUGAAUGGAAAUGGCUACACUAACGGCAACGGUGCUGUCAACGGCAACGGUUACACCAGUGGAAUCAACGGCAACGGCGCUGUCAACGGCAACGGUUACACCAACGGAAUCAACGGCAACGGCGCUGCUAACGGCAACGGUUACACCAACGGCAAUGGUGCUGUCAACGGCAACGGUUUUACCAAUGGUGUUAAUGGCAACGGCGCUGUCAACGGUAACGAUUACACCAACGGAGUCAAUGGCAACGGCGCUGUCAACGGCAACGGUUACACCAACGGAGUCAACGGCAAUGGUGCUGUCAACGGCAACGGUUUUACCAACGGUGUUAAUGGCAACGGCGCUGUCAACGGCAACGGUUACACCAACGGCAACGGCGCUGUCAACGGCAACGGUUACACCAACGGAAUUAACGGCAACGGCGCUGUCAACGGCAACGGUUACACCAACGGCAACGGCGCUACCAACGGCAACGGUUACACCAACGGCAACGGCGCUGUUAACGGCAACGGUUACACCAACGGAGUCAACGGCAACGGUGCUGUUAACGGCAACGGUUACACCAACGGCAAUGGCGCUGUCAACGGCAACGGGCUGAGCAUUCCUGUUCCCUCCUCUCCGUCAGGACUUUACCAAACACCGGUUGUGUAGACACGUUCCCCUCACGUCUUCUCCUCCUCCACCUACUCCACCCAGCUCCUCCUCCUUCCCCCUUAUUUCCCCCAUGCCUUCCUCUUCCUCCUCUUAUACAGUACCAAGCACCAGUCUUACAAAUAUUAUCUUGAUCCAUUUCAUCCGCAGCUUAGUGAAAUGGUGACUUCUCUCUCUCCCCUCGACAGUCCGCGCCCUGCCGCCAGAGGGCCAGGAAGAAGCCAUAGUAUUUAGCGUACCUGUGUGAGCUCCGCGUGCGUGGUCCGUGUACUUGGUGACACACACAGACACACAUACACAGUUGCUUUAACAUUUACAUAAUAUCACUAAAAUAUUUAUUGUUUCAAAAUUAUUAUUAUUAUUAUUAUUAUUAUUAUUAUUAUUAUUAUUAUUAUUAUUAUUAUUAUUAUUAUUAUUAUUAUUAUUAUUGCUAUAAACUACUACUACUACUACUACUACUGCUGCUACCACCACCACUACUACUACUACUACUACUACUACUACUACUACUACUACUACUACUACCACCCCUUAGCACUAAAUUAUAUGCCUUCAUUUCCCAGAACACAUUAUUUAUAUUAAUGCAAAAAGAUUUCCAAGCUGAAUGAUCGCCCUUCUGUCUUCUGUCGGCAAGUGAAAGCUCCUGCUGCCCCCAGUGCCACAACACACGUCACGAUGCACGAGUGACCCAAACACGGACCAAGAGUAAUAUGUGACUUGCGUAGCUUUUAUUUAUGUAUUGCCAAAUGAAAAAAACAAAAAAAUAAAAUAUGUAACUAAUAA